Spodoptera litura is the source of this 7180-nucleotide messenger RNA. It is a transcript of the gene Smr, whose product is annotated as nuclear receptor corepressor smrter. NCBI's taxonomy places the organism in Eukaryota, Metazoa, Arthropoda, Insecta, Lepidoptera, Noctuidae. Gene Ontology annotation, biological process: regulation of transcription by RNA polymerase II. Gene Ontology annotation, cellular component: chromatin. The record is from RefSeq and is a predicted model, not a curated record.
GGCGCGGGCGAGUACCGCGGCGGCCGAGUGUCCCUGCUCGGCGCCGGCGCGGCCUACCUCCCCCCGCCCGCGCCCGCAGCGCACCACCCGCCCCCCGCUGACCCUCCGCCUUUCAAGAAAAUCAGGCUCACAGCUGAACGGACACCGCUACCACAUCACCAGCCGCUUAGGGUUGAUACUAGGGAGCCGGUGAACCAGUAUAGCACAGUAGAAGUACUAUCUCCGAAUCCACCAUCAGAUACCACGAUGGAGGACCAGAGCUUCAGAACCACUAAGGAUGACUUAUUACAACAAAUAUCCAAGGUGGACAGAGAAAUGGCGUUAUCAGAGUCAACAUUAUCAAAAUUAAAGAAGAAACAAGAAGAAUUAGAACAGACAGCCUCGAAGCCAGCACGGGCAGAGGAACCAGAAGAAACUGUACCACGACACAGAAGUUUAGCACAAUGCGUAUACGCAGAAAAUAGGAAAAAGAUCAGCAUGGAUAAUAAGCGGCAAAUGCAGGCUUCAUCAGCUCACGCGGUGCUGUCUCACUUGGGUCCACCCGUCCUAUACCCACUGUACAACCAGCCCCAAGACACAGAAAUAUACCAUGAAAACAUCAGACGACAUCGAACGUUUAGAAAGCGACUAGCUGAACAUAUUAGGAAACUAAAACUAGAAGCUGAAAAGCGUGAAGAUGCAUUAGCGGAGGCGUACAGCAGAAGAGCAGCAGACUGGUUGAGACGAGUGGAGAGGAUAGAGCAGGGACAGAAGAGGAAAGCCAAGGACGCGAGGAACAGAGAGUUCUUUGAGAAGGUAUUCCCCGAAUUAAGGAAGCAGAGAGAAGAAAGAGAAAGGUUCAACAGGUUAGGAGCUCGGGUGAAGUCUGAAGCGGAACUGGAGGAGAUCGCGGACGGAUUGCACGAGCAGGAACAUGAAGAUAAGAAGAUGAGGUCUCUGACCGUGGUGCCGCCACUACUGAGGGACCCCAGCGACACCACGCCUAUUUAUAUUGACACUAACCGACGAUGUAUGGACAUGGAGGCGGAACACAAAGAGUUGCAGCUUCGAAACGUUUGGUCGCAAGCAGAAAGGGAGCUCUUUCGUGAGAAGUAUCUACAGCAUCCGAAGAACUUCGGCCAGAUAGCGUCGUUUCUACCGAGGAAGAGCGUCAGGGAUUGUGUCAGAUUCUACUACCUAUCGAAGAAGGCGGAGAAUUACAAACAGUUACUAAGGAAGCCGAGACAGCGGCGGUCGGCGAGGAAUCCCCCGCGGGCGCAGCCAGAGCCUGAACUACCGGCCGGAGUCACCACCAGGCUACAGCGGAGUCAGGCCGUCUCCCUAGGAACGACUGCGAGGACGGAGAACAAGGAGCAGAGUAUGGAAGAAAGUAUGCCGCAGGUCACUGACCCUGUCACCUGCAUACCUAUACCUACUGCAGCUCCUGCGCAGCCGCCUAGGUCGGAGUUAACAAGAACGCCGCCUUUACCGCCGUCCCCGCCACCGGCAUCGUCAGCACCGACGCCGGUGACGUCAACUCCCACGCCGCUCUCGGUGGCCGGGAGUCCGGCAGCCGCGCCGACGCCGCCAGCCGUUGACGUGCCGUUACCGCCCGCGACAACGGCAGAAGUCACGCUUACUAUUACUCCUGUUUCGACACCAAUAACAACGAGUGCAGCAAGUGCAACAAGUGUAGCGGCAUCAUCGCCGGCGCCGGUGACGUGUAUAACGUCGACGGCGGCGGUGGCGGCCACGCUAACGGCACCGGCGAUAUCGGGCAAUGCCAGUGGGACCGGCAGCGCCAGUGGCAGUGGCAGUGGCAGUGCGCCACCCACACCGCAACCGGCACAGCCACCCACACCAACACAGCCUCCACCCACGCCGGAAACUGCGGUAACAGAACGCAUUGGAACACCAUCUUCGACAGCCACAAUCACCACAACGACGAUAACAACAACAUCAUCGAAUUGUGCCGUCUGCAACAACUCAGGGGCCAACCACUUAGUCUCAAGGUCACAGGCAGUUCACUAUGGUCUCAAGGAAGAAGCCGUAGGGGCCAGGGUCUGUGAGCCCUGUCACAGUAGAUGCGUUCGGUCUCGAUACACCAGGUGUCCGGUCCCGACGUGUCCUGGCCCCAAGGUCAGCCCCAAAAGACUGAGGCAUCUUCCUCCACGGUGGCAUGACUUGAGUUUAGAACAGAAAAGGCCACUUAUGGAAGAGUUCGAAAUCCCAAGCGAGUUAAGCAAGUGUUGUUUCGUUUGCCACAAGACUAUAACGAAGAGGUUAGAAGCGUUAGUGGAGGGAGGGUCAGCGCCGGAGCCCACGGAGGAGGAGGCGGCGCGGUUCCGGGCGUUACUGAGGGAACACGGCACCGCGUGGGACCGGAUAGCUGCCGUCAGCGGCAGGACUCCGGCCAGCUUGAAGGCGUUCUACUUUACUUAUAGGAGAAAGUUACAACUAGACACAUUAGUAGCGGACCGUCCCGCGUCAGCGCGGUGUAGCUCGAGCGAGGAUAGUGCACUAUCUUCCGCGGACACAGACACGGCCAGCGGCGGGUCCCCGGCGCGGGCCCCGCCGGCGCAGCCCGCUCCAGCGCCCCGCACCGACGCGGUCGCACCCCGCCGGCCCCGACGGGACGAGUACGACUCCUCCGCCACUGAAACUGCUGACGAGGAAAACGAUGCGCCAAGCGCUAAGAUCGUUCCCCCCACGUCAAUCCCGACGGCGGUAUCAGCAGCCACGUCUUGUAGUCCGGUGACCGUUGUGUCGUCCGGCACGACCACGAUGCCGGUCGUCAGCCGGAUGACGAGCGCGCCGCAGACCGUGCGGGACGUGGUACUCAACCUCAUUGAGAUCAGCCUCACCAAGGACAUGCCGAGCCAGCACCCCAGUAUCAAGCAUCAGAUCAAGGUGACGUCAGCCUGCGCGAGCGGGCGCGAGGCGCUGGCGACGCUGAGCGUGGUGAACAGCUCGCACGUGGGCGCGGCCGGCGCCGCCAGCCCGCAGCGCGCCGCCACCAUCACGCCCGUCGCGCACGUCGCGCCCUCCAACGACAAGGACGUCAUGCUGCUGCACAUCGAGCCCCGCCCCGAGCGGCCCGAGCGGCCCGAACGACCCGAGCGGCCCGAGCGACACGAACAGCUUCUAAUACGGCACGAAAGACAUGAGCCGUUACUUGAUCUGAGCGUCAAACGGCCGAGGCAUGAUCAGCCGUUCUCACAUCCUAAUAAGUCGGUAUAUCGAAACUCAACAGAAUACCGGCCGCAACAGGAAAGGGAAUCUCCUAAUCAGUACAAUUCCAAGCCUAAAGCCGUCGGUGCGCCCCCUAGACCUCAAGUUAAGGCGUCACCUAACCCUAAAGGCUCAAUAACUCUUGGGACCCCAGUGGAAACGAGGUUCGAGCCUCAUAGAAACCCUCCGGAGCCCAAAACGGGGUCCAUUACAGCUGGGACCCCGGUACAUCCUCAUCACUUACCUGACAAGCGAACCCUGGAGUUCUACAAAAGAAGAAGUCCAGGUGGACCUGCGGCGUACUACGCAGCCACCAGUAGUCAGCCCAGGCCGCAAUCCCCUUCAUUUUCACCUACCGGCUAUACUCGAAACCCUUACGGGCCAGAACAGCGCCAGAUAAUCAUGGCGGACUUCAUAACGUCGCAGCAGAUGCACGGUGGGGCUCGACGUGAGCGGGAGCGGGCUGCCAGUCCUCAGUACCGCAGGGAUGCGAGGGAUGCACGGGAUGCGAGGGAUGCAAGGGACGCCAGGGAUGCCUCCGUCAUACAGAGGCAUACACCCCAUGCAUACCAUGCACAUCCACAUCCACCACCUGAAGAACGCGCAGCAUCUCCGCAGUACCGACAACGUGAUGCUCUAUCAGUAAUACAGCGCCACUCUCCGCAACACGUCUAUCCACACCAGCAUCCGCAGCCGCCGCCAGGACACGAAGCAUUCACAUCGCUAGUGGACGUGGCGUCGGCGGCGACAGCUCUGCCAGUCCCCCGCGGGUCACAAGCGGAGGGCAAGCAGGACAACAAGCAACAACAGCAACAACAACAACAACAACAACAGCAGCAACAACAGCAACAACAUCAUGACCUCAGGUUUAUGGCGCAAAAAUUCCCUCUUGGCUCUCAAUUCACACAAAUGAUGGACAGAAGAGUACAAUCCCAGCCCCAGUACAUAGAGCGAGACAGACAGCUACAAAUGCAGAGACGAGACGCCGAGAGAGCAAUCCACGCGAUACAAGAGCGACAACACGCGCUCGAGCAACACCAACAACACCAACAACAUCAACAACACCAACAACAUCAGCAACACCAACAACACCAGCAGAGCCAGCACCAACCCCACCAGCCCCACCACCAGCCUCACCACUCCACGCCCGCGCAGAUACUGCACGACAGGCACCACAUGCAACACUCCAUUCACGCGAUGCAGGAGCGACAAGCCGAGCAACAGCAACAGCAACAGAAGCAACAGCAAAUGAUACAGGACAGGCAUCAACAUAUUAUGAGCGUAUCCUCGCAGGAUGGAGAGCGUCGCAUGAUUCAAUCAGUGACGUACAGCACGCCGGGCAAACCCAGGGCGCAGACACCGCAUCAUAUCGACAGGAAAGAUGCUCGCACAGUGGUAUCGGCAGUACCAGUGGCGGGCGCGGGCGCGGCGAGCGUGGCGGCGGGCGUGGCGGCGGACGGCCGGCCGCGCCCCGCCGAGGGGACGCUCACUGCCGCCUCACUCAUUGACGCCAUCAUCACGCAUCAGAUCAGCCAGAGCUCCGACCAGAGGUUCCCGCAACAACAGGAGCGAGUAGAGCGUGCAGUGAAUGUAGGCGUGGGAGUGAGCGGCACGGCGCACACGACGUCCAUCAAGCUGGGGGACCUCGCCUCCAACAUCAUCACCAGGGACUUCUGCAGCCCCACCACCUCCGUCAUGCAUCACAACAACAGAUUCAACGUGGGUAACUCGGAAGGGUACGUGGCUGGCGGCGCCGAGGAGUGGAAGCGACGCGACGCGCCCAAGCACGCGCCGUACCUCGAGCCUGUCAGCCCGCCUGAUAACCAUCCUGCCAAUAGAAACAACAGCAACCGUCGCUACAGCUGCGUGGGCUCGUCGUCCGUGGGGGGCGGCGGGGUGGGGGGCACCCGGGGCGGCGGGGGAGUGCUGACGGCCUUUGAUUACGUCACCAACCGCAUAGUGGAGGUCAUGCGCUCCGACGCGGACGAGCGAGCCAAGCCCCUCGCAUUCCCUACUACUGCGUACGCGUACCCGUACUCAGCGCUCAAUGUACAGGCUGCUGGGGAUGCUGCACCAAACAGCACGGCCCCUAGUACGUCAGUAUCGACCCCCGCGCCCCCGCCGCCCCCGGAGUCGGCGCCGCUGAUGUCGGCGCAGUACGAGCCGCUGUCGGACGAGGACUGACGCCCCGCGCCCCCGGCCCCCGCGCCCCCGGGCCGCGCGCCCCCGCGCCCCCGCGCCCACCCCGCCCCCGCCUAGCCCCGGCGCUGCUCCGUCAUCACGCGCACGCACUCGACUACAGAAUGAAGGCCACCGUGGACAUACAACACGCAAUAUUCCAGCGGACAGUGUAACGGAGUGAACCAGUGCAGUGACAGUGUACGGAGCGGCCCAGCCAGGACAUACCCGGGUGCACGAGCCGUGCUACCCGGCUCUAUACUUUCCAUGUUUAUUGUUUAUGUAAACUCAUGUAAAUACGUACGAAGUUUUUUUACAAACUGAUUCUUAUAGUGACGUGUAGUAUUCUGACAAAAGACAUUGAACACAAAGUAUCGAUACUGACGUACUGACGUACUGACGUACUGGGUGCAUUUCGUGUGAUCUCGGUCUACGUGGGAGUGCAGACCUCGAUGUAAUCGUGUAUGUAUAGACGAUGGUACUAAAUUGUAUAUUUAUAUCUUGUUUUGUAAUGCAGGGAUUAAAUACCGUUCAUGUGUUGUGGGAGAGCUUUAAAUGUCCGGUAGUAAGCGAUUUGAUUGACGAUCACGUCGGCGGCACGUCGCGUCACGUCCGCGUCACGUCGCGUCACGUCCGCGCCACGCACGUGGCACUCGAUACGCUUAUGAACAUUAUGCUGUCGAUUAGUGAGAAUACGAUUAUGAAUUGUUAUUUAUUUAGUUACGAAGAUGUUUCUGUAUUCGGUCGAGUACCAGUAGUGGGGCGCCGCCCCCGAGCCAGCACUGCCGCUAGUGACUAGUGUCCGUCGUGCCUGUGUGCGGCAGGUACAAACGUUGUAAUCCAGUCUUCCAUCGCCGCUCCGACAGUAGGCGCCGCGUGCUCCGCGCCAUUCGUCCAUGUAUGAUGUAUGAAGUAGCCGCACUAGAGCACUAGCCCUGUAUAUUUGUACAGUGCGACCUACGACCACUAUAUACCUUUUGUAUUGCUUCGCUUCGGAUUUCGCUGUCGCCUCAUCCACUAGGUUAGAGUACGCGUAGUUGAAUUGAUCAUUUGUUACUUUCGUAUUGUAAAUACCAUUAUGUCGUUCGUUUCAUGUAAACUUUGUGUAUAUCGGCCCGCCACAGCGAAGUCCGGAACGGUCUCCGAGCUGAUUGAAAUCGAAACUACUCGACUCGGGAACUGUCUACACCCUUACUAUAUAUAUAGCGUAACGUUAACGGAGUAGCGUAAGUUAUAUAAAUUAUAUACAUAUGUAAAAGUGUAUGGUUAUUAUGUAUAUGCAUUUGUAAUUAUACAGGUUAGCUAAGAGUUGAAUUAGAGAUUUGAUUUGGUUUUUUAGUUAGGAGGGCCCCCGAGGCCGGUAUAAAUAUAGCGGGAGAGGAGAGCGCCGCCGCCGCCGCUCCACGAGCCGCGCCCGUGCGGGGGCUGCGCCCUGCGGGGCUCCGCCACCCACCGCCGGAGCCUGUCCGUCAGUUUUAUGACUACCUCCCUGUUGUAUAAAGCCUACCCUCCCGACUUCACUAUAGUAUUAAUGUAGGCGGGUACUGAGCAGCGCGCGGUGUUUUUGUAAAUGUUUUCGAGUUAUGUGUAAAAAACGACUGAUUAAAUUUACUUUGAGCGAGUGUAUGGGUGGCGCGGCGGCGGUGGCGGUCGCGAACACAUUGUGAUUUCUUUAUAAAACGUUGUAAUGUACUGUAAGUAGCCCAAGAAAAAAAAUAAUCCUGUAAGUCCGAACAUAAGCGAAAAAACAACUUCUGGGAGGACAAAUCAAUAAAAUAAGAUGCAAAUCUAA